Molecule: messenger RNA, 895 nt
Organism: Durio zibethinus
Lineage: Eukaryota; Viridiplantae; Streptophyta; Magnoliopsida; Malvales; Malvaceae
Molecular function (GO): protein binding
Source: RefSeq, a predicted model, not a curated record
CAACAAGAAUUCAAUUAAAAAAAAAAAAAAACCCACAAAGAAAAGGUCUUUAAGUCUCCCCUCUUAGCUACUUCUGUACUUCAUAGUCCUCCCUCUCUUUUUACCAUUUCCAUGCACUCCUCUAUUUAUAUCCCCUUGAAUCUCUGGUCCUUGACAUUCAUAUCUCACUCGUAUCAUAGACCAUGGAUUGGUUUUCUUGGCUCUCAACAACUGGCCUUGAGCCAUCCCUUGUGUAUGAGUAUGGCCUCGCUUUUUCCCACAAUGAGCUUGAAGAAGAAGAUUUAGCUUACUUCAACCAUGAAUUUCUCCAAAGCAUGGGCAUAUCAAUAGCUAAACACAGGUUGGAAAUUCUCAAGCUUGCUAGGAAGGAGAAAGGAGGAAUUCCAAAACCAGUGUCAAGGGUUCUGUUGGCAAUCAAGAGAACAAAAAGGAGCUUAGCUAAGUAUAUCAGGACAUUGGUUCGCAGGGAAGAGGCAGCUCUUGUUGUCGUCAAUCCAAGGAGUAGGUCAGGAUAUGCUCAUAAAUGGAAAGGUGCAAUGUUGAAGAGAAACAAGAAGCUGAUGAUGGCUACGCAAGGGAGACUGCUGCUCACAAAUGGGACUCCUCUAGUGGUUUCAGGGCCUGCUAGAGUUGAGAGCUUUUCAAGUCCUGUGGUUUUUGACUGCCAGGAGGAGGGGAAAAUGGAUGGUGAUGAAGAUGGAUAUUGGUCAACAGCUGUUGAAGGGAUCAGGUGGGAUACAAUGUUCCAGGAUUUGAAACCAACUUGAAGGUUGUUUUCAUUUGCUUUUGUUUCUUAAUCUAUUUUUUCAUCAUGAACAUUUCUCCUUAUGUCAAAUUUGACUGGUGAGAGAUGAGUUUUUUUUGUUUCUUCCACUAGAAUUGUGUGUGUGUGUGU